Messenger RNA from Exophiala mesophila, 3054 nucleotides. RefSeq lists its product as uncharacterized. NCBI's taxonomy places the organism in Eukaryota, Fungi, Ascomycota, Eurotiomycetes, Chaetothyriales, Herpotrichiellaceae. The record is from RefSeq and is a predicted model, not a curated record. Gene Ontology annotation, biological process: riboflavin biosynthetic process. Gene Ontology annotation, molecular function: 5-amino-6-(5-phosphoribosylamino)uracil reductase activity. Bases 289 to 2235 code for a protein of 648 amino acids. The transcript has a single exon.
CUUUCUUUUCCCAUCUCUUUGCCCACCACUGGUGUGAACGCACGACUACGGAGUCUUACUGAGUGACCAGUCCUAUCUCUAAUAUCAGUCCUCUAUCCUCAUCCUUCAUUACACCCAAUCCCUAGUCCUACCUCCAAUGAGGACGCGUCUCAAAUAAUCCCUUCACCUGUCGGUGCAGCUUUCCCUCAGCUUGCUGCUCUUCCAAAACUUCGCCUCCAAUUCCUAGAUCAUCAACUCCAACCCUCAGCUAUCCCUGUUCUCCUUUGACCCCUCCCAACUGGACUCACAAUGAGCACCGCCCCAGAAACACCCGAGCCUGGAGAUGGUGUAGAUCACCAAGGCGAGGAUCUUGCAGAAAGCGAGGCUGAGGAGGAUAUCCAGAAUGAUACCACCAUGCAAGAUGAUGGAGAGGAAGAGGAAGAGGGAUCCUCCACGCGGCCGUUUCACAUGAACGGCAAGCAGUACGCAACGCCCGACGUGGCUACGGAUUACAGCGUCUUCAACAACCCCCCAGACGUGGACAAUAUGCGCCAACGCAUCUUUGCCGUCGAGGAGCCAAUCGAGCUGUCCGUCGCUGACUUUGACCUGUACUUUCCCUUUUGUGACAAUGUUUGGCGCAAGAUGAGGGCGGCAGAGCCUCAGCCAGAAGGGAGUCCUCGUGUGGAUUACUACGCUUGCCGAUUGAGACGGGGUCCCUCUCAAAAAGCCCAUGUGUCUCGACCCACACCGGAAGGGAAACAGUCUCGGAAGAAGAGAGUUCGGGACGAAAAGACCUGCGGCAUGACCAUGAAGGUCACUUACAACCCCGGUCCUGCGAAUACGUGCAUCAUCACCAGAGCUGUUGAUGGCUUUCAAAAACAUACCCACACCCUAGACUAUGUCGACUCGACUAAGCGCAACAGUGGAAUCAUGGACACGGCGCGCAGAGAGGCAACCAAAGGCUUUCUCCCUGCUUCCAUUUACUGGAAAAUGUGGGAGGAGCCCGAAAAGAUGAAUGCAGCAGGAGGAAAGUUCAUGAAGGUUUCCGAUGUGCGAAAUGUUCAAUAUGCCUGGAGACAAGAGAAUCAACAAAUGGUUCUAAAAGCUCACACGGGCUUCAACACUACCAGAGCUCCUCGACAACGCCCUCAAACCCCCUCAGCGCCUAUUCAACCCCCUCCUCCGGUCCAACCAGGAGUGUUUGGACGACUCGAGCCAAACAAAUUCGACUUUCCACCUCAGGAUCGGCCCCCGGUGCCUAUGGAGACUCUUCAAUAUCCCGACCUGGCCAGAGGAUUUCUCGAACCAUAUCUGCCCGACCACAAAUUACCUCGAACCCGACCGCAUAUUACCUUGACCUGGGCGAGUAGCCUCGACAGUAAAAUCUCGCUCCUUCCUGGCUUGCAAACCAUCAUCUCUGGACCCGAGACCAAAGCCAUGACGCAUUAUCUGCGGCACCGACAUGACGCGAUUCUGGUGGGGGUGUCAACUGCCAUUGCUGAUGACCCUUCAUUGAAUUGCCGCCUCGCCAACCCAGCCGGAUUUGGUGGCUUUUCUUGGGAGUAUCAGCCUCGUCCUAUCAUUAUUGAUCCUCAAGCCCGGCUUCAGAUUCGACCAGACAUGAAAGUGCUCAGGAAUGCGGCCGAAGGAAAAGGCAAGGCGCCAUGGGUGGUCGUUGCGCCAGGAGCCAUGCUCCAUCCGGUGGCGGUUAGUACAUUGAAAGCGCAUGGUGGUGAGUACUUGAUGAUCAAUGACUACCACCCCACGCAUGGAGGAUUGAACUGGGAAGGCAUCUUCAACGUGCUGUUCCGGGAAGGCAUCAAAAGCAUCAUGAUCGAAGGAGGUGGAGUUGUCCUCUCAGAAUUGCUCAAGAUCGGAUAUGCGCACCUCGUUGAUUCGGUCAUCCUGACGAUCGCGCCAGCGUUCUUUGGUAAGGCAGGAGUUCCAGUCUCGCCCGAUCCGACGUUUGACCCAACGGGAAAACCGAUUGCCACGAGAUUGCGAAAUAUCAAAUGGCAACCACUCGGCGAAGUCGACGUGGUUCUAUGUGGACAGAUGGGAGUGGAUCGACCGACCAAUGGCAUCUUACCAGGAAUUGAGGAAUUUUCUCAAUCAGGUCCAGAAGGCCAAAUUCCCCGGCCCUCCGGCACACCGUCGCAGCCCCUCGUCAUCGUCAACACAACACCUGGUCAAGCUCCUAAUGCACCACCGUCACAAUCCGCGAGCUCCAAUUCUCCUUCCAAGGUUUCUGGCUAGGCGAUCAUUGAUGAGCUUGGUCAAGAAGAAGGAUCACAUGUUAGUGACGAACCGCGAAUGUGAAACACGACUAUUCUUCCCAAGGACCAAAGACGUCAAAUUGACGAUGGAAAGCGAGAGGGAAACAAUGCCAAUCUCCCCGCGAAAGCACAAAAUGACGACCGUUGAGCUAUGCUUACUCUAAUGAUGAUUUCGGUGGUGAAAGUCUUGGCCGCGCUGAACAUGGCUGGGCUCAACUGGCCCGCGAUGCGGCCCCCUUGGGCCACUUUGCGGCAGAUGACGAGCAAACAUUCAUAAUUUCAGUUUCUCGGGUAUGAGACUGUCUGGUUACGUGCGCAUUGGGCCCGCGACAGGGAGAAUAGAACAGAGCGAGCUGGGGAGUGGAAGAAAGAAGAGCAUGCGCAAAUGGAAGGCAAUCAAGUCAGACAUGGGGCGCGCGAAUGUAAUCACUGGCAGCAAAUCACAGUACACCAUGAAUUGAUGAUGAAUUGAAAUCUGGCGCGCAGGCAGGCAGGCGGCAUGAAGUGGGCUGGAAAACAAACAAAUGAGCUGAUUGAUGAGAGAAUGGUUUUGAAAGGAAACGCGGAAAUGCUGCGAGGCCAUACUGCGUGAGGCGCGAAGCGAUGAGCUGAUUAGGUCGAUAAACACAAAGAACUGAAAGUAUGCAUCCAUAACGUGUGUGUCUAUGUGGAUGUGAUGUGAUGUGAUGUGUGAUUUCGAUAAGUGAAUCGAGAAGGGAAUAGGUCGUAGGAAGUGAUGAUAUGAUGGGAAAGAAAGAGAGGGGAGGAGCAGAGGAAGCAGGAGGAGAAGAGAGAGAGG